This is a messenger RNA of Nicotiana tabacum (common tobacco), 610 nucleotides long. The record is from RefSeq and is a predicted model, not a curated record. NCBI's taxonomy places the organism in Eukaryota, Viridiplantae, Streptophyta, Magnoliopsida, Solanales, Solanaceae.
UAAGCAUCCGAAAUCCAGUGUAAGAGAUAUAAAGAUAUACUAUCAUUUAAUUCCUCCAAAUGGCUAUCUCAAAAAUGCAAAAAGUUUCAGCAUGUUUGUUCCUCUUAUGCAUGGUGGUAAUUUCAUUUUCAUCACCCCAUGCAGAAGCUGCAAUCUCAUGCAGCACUGUCUACUCUAACCUAGCUCCAUGCCUCAGCUACCUCAUAGGAGGUAGCAAACAAGCGGUGCCGGCAGGCUGCUGCAGCGGGAUUCAGUCCCUCUACACCGCCGCUAGCACCACCGCGGACCGCCAGAGCAUAUGUUCCUGCCUGAAAGCAGGGGCAGCAAGUCUUGGCAGCAGUAUUGAUGCUAAUAAAGCUGCUACUCUUCUUAACAAAUGUGGUGUCACUGUUCCUUACAAAAUUAGCCCAAACAUUGACUGCUCUAAAGUCCAGUAAAUUCUCAAUGUCAUUAUGGGGUGCUGUAUUGUAAAAUGUAAGAUGUGCUCUCUAGUCUUGAAGAGCAGUACUUUAUGAUUUGAAUAAUUUGGCUGAAGUGGCAUGCAUGUAAUUUUAUCUAUUUGGUGAAUAUUUAUUGUACCGCUUCCUGAAAUCAUGCUAUUUUCUCUCUU